GAGAGAGCGAGAGCCAUUGCGCUCUCAUUGCCGCAGUAUUGUUGCUGUGUUUCUGCUCUGCCCGAGUCUGGCGGUGCGGCGCGACGCGGCCUGGCCUGGCCUGCCUGGCCACAUGUAUUUUCCAGGGGUAUUUCAUCUGUGUGCCAAUCUCGGGCCCCAUUCAGUUUCAUCUGAGACUUUUGGCGCAGCGGUCGAUACUGAGGGAGAGAGAGAAGAGAGAGCUCCGUUGAACAGGGCCCCAAGAAUACGAGAAACUCAAGCAAAAGCCCGUGGAGAAACACCAAAUCAAAUCGAAAUUGAAUAUUUUUGUGGACAAAAAAAUAACUAAAAAACAAUACCAGUGAUAGAUAAAGUGGAACUCGAGUGUGCUGCUUAGUGUUGUGCUCCUGCUGCUGCUGCCAGAAAGAAAAGGAACUUGAGUGGAGUGUUAAGCGCUGCUGACGAGGCACUGAACUCUGCAUUUUGCCGUCGCUAAUUGUACAUACUGUCCUGCAGUGCCGCUGACAGGCGACCAUCCAGAAAUCUGCCCGGAAGGAGAGAGGCGCUUCUUCAUUCCGCACAUUCUAAUCCCGGGGAAAUUGUUGGCCUGCCAAGCCUCAAGCUGGGCGAUUACCGCAAAAUGACACGUGUCAGGCGCAUUGUGCGCUUGGCCUAAAAGUAUGCUGCAUCAUUAGUGUCAGAGCGAAGGACUCCCCAACAACAGAGACACCAACAGGGCCAAAAACAACGGCAGUCGACUGCAGCAGGGAAAUUGAAAAUGUAUGCUCAUUAGGAGGACUGAGCACCCAGAAGCCAGAAGACGGGUAGGAAAAACCAACGGCAAAAGCGCAUUACAAGGACCCCCGAAACGACAAGUUCCUAAGUCAAACAGCGGCACCAACACCAACGAACAACCAACAGUCAGUCAUAAUUACCCGGCAGCUACAAAGGGGAAGCAGAUGGGCCGAAGGACAGCUGGCAAAAGUCAAGGACAAGCUUGAAAGUAUUUCGCGAAAGCAUGUACCGAGAGCGGCAGGCCCUAGCAAGUGACUUCUGGUAUUCCCCCAACAAAGUGAAAUAAAAUGCCAGCCUCCUCAGCUAGCUGAUGCGCCAAUAAAUUCUGAAUAUAAGACAAAUUAACAGAGAGCUCGCGCGCCGGCGAAUUAUUGCCAAGGAAAUUGAUAGAUUCGAUUAGCGAUCCAAAAAUCCAAAAAGUAAACGAGAAAAAUCGACAGAAAGGAGAAGAACGCCGACGACGACAACUCCGACAAAGACAACAACCGGAGGCUGCUUUAAUUUGUCAGACGUACCCGUACCCCGGGCCACGCCUUGUCACACGACCACCACCGACGAAACCCGGCUGGAACGCCCUCUCGGAUUUCCGAAAAAUUCAUCGCUUUAAGCCAACAAACAGCGAGUCAUGCCUGAGCAGGAUAAUUACGAUGAUGAGUUGGUCUCCAGCAAUCCGAACCAGCGGAACUGGCGUGGCAUCCUCAUCGCCCUCCUGGUCAUCAUCAUUGUCCUCGCCCUGAUUGUUACUUCGGUGGUGCUGCUCACGCCCCCCGAUGAGGGACCGCGCGUCAAGGGGCAACGCAUCAAGCUGCAGGACAUAGUCGAUGGCCUCUACAUGCCGCAGCACGCCAACGGCAGCUGGAUCGAUGGCGAGGAGUUCCUCUAUCAGGACCAUUUGGGUCGCAUCUGUCUGCUGAAUGCAGCCAAUCGCUCGGAACGUGUCCUCAUGUCCAAUGUGACAUUUAAAACCCUGGCACCCUUCACCUUCACCAUAUCGGCGGACAAGCGGUACCUGCUGUUGGCCCAAAAUGUUGUGAAAUUAUUCCGCCACUCGUAUCUGGCCCAAUACACGCUCUACGAUAUACAGACCAGCGAGAGCAUCAAGCUGCGUCACAGUCCACAUCAGGAUGAAUGGCCAUAUCUGCACUACGCUCGCUUCAGCCCCAGGGGCAAUGGAUUGGUCUGGGUGCACAGCUACGAUAUUUACUACAGGAAGGAGGCGCGCGGCACCACGGCACAUCGCAUCACCCACGAUGCAGUGCCCGGAGUGGUCUACAAUGGCAUUCCCGAUUGGCUGUACGAAGAGGAAAUUCUUCAUGCAAAUAAUGCGAUUUGGAUGUCGGACACGGGCCAACUGAUGCUCUACGCCACCUUCAACGACACGCACGUCCAGGAGCAGCACUUUGCCUGGUACGGUACGACGGGUCCAUCGUCCGGUGGGGCUGCAGCAGCAGCUGCAGCAGCCUCAGGCACGCCCGCAGGAAGCGGUGGCUCAUCGUCGGGGGGUGGCAGUAAUCCGUAUGCCAACCUUUACCCAGAAAUCAGAUCCUUACGCUAUCCAAAACCAGGCACUCAAAAUCCCACAGUAACUUUACGUGUGGUCGACCUCAAGGACCCAAAGAAGGUGCACAUCACGAACCUACGACCACCGCAAAUUAUAGCCAAUGAAGAUCAUUACUUUAGCAGCGCCAGUUGGGUAAGUGGCACAGAGAUCGCUGUGGUCUGGCUGAAUCGGCCCCAGAACAUAUCCGUGGUCAGUGUGUGCAAGAGCCCGUCGUUCGAGUGCAUUGAGACCCAUCGGGUGAGCGGCGAUGGACGCGGCUGGGUGGACACCGUCUCCGUGCCACUGUUUGCGGCCAACGGGAGUAUCUAUGUGGCCAUCUCUCCAUUACGCGACGGCCUGUUUGGCUAUUUCCGGCACAUCGUGCACGUGGACAUCGACAAUAACCGGGUGCUGCCCCUCACCCAUGGCCCCUACGAGGUGAAUCGAUUGUUACACUGGGACCAGCUGGAUAAUUGGAUCUACUUCCUGGGCACCCCGGAGCGCCUGCCCUCGCAGCAGCAUCUGUACCGCGUGUCCGCUCUGCCCGCCCGCCAGGGACAGGCCCUGCAUCCGCCCGACUGCCUCACGUGUCCCGCCCUGAUGCAGCGCUCCGAUGGCUACGAGGAGGGUCACACCAAGUCGCCGCCGAAGCUGGUCACCGCCUGGGAUGACGACUGGGAGGACUCCGAGGAGGUGGAGGCCCAAGCACCGCCACCGGCCAUGCCCCUGGAGCAGCAGCCGCGUCCCGGCCGCGGGCAGAGUCCACCGCUGCCACCGCCACCCAGCGAUUGCCUCUACCACGAGGCACAGUUCCCCAUCACGCUGCAGGCGCGCUACGUUCUGGUCGAGUGUCUGGGCCCAGUUGUUCCCACCUCCAUUAUCUAUGGCCUGAAGUCGAGCAUCCCAUCGAGUCCCAAGGGCACGCGACAGAGCACCCAACAGGAAGGACCCCCCACGGAGGGCGGAGAGGAGAACGUAGAGGUCGAACCGAAGUCACAGUUUCUGGAACUGCUCGUCACGAUCCAGAAUAAUACGCGUCUCAAGGAGAAAAUGGCCAAGACCGCCCUGCCGCAGGUGAAGACCUUCCCGGUGAUGAUCUCCGGCGGCUAUCAUGCCCAGGUACGGCUCUACCUGCCGCCCGUUCUGCGCGAGGACGAGAUCACGCGAUAUCCCACCAUUCUGCAUGUGUAUUCGGGUCCGGGCACGCAGCUGGUCACCGAUCGCUGGCACGUCGACUGGAACACCUAUUUGGCCGGCAGCAAGGAUUACAUUGUCGUCGAAAUCGAUGGACGUGGGUCCGCCGGUCAGGGCUAUCAGCUGCUGCACGAGGUCUACAAGCGUCUGGGCAGCGUCGAGGUCUCGGAUCAGCUGGAGGUCAGCGAGUAUCUGCGGGACAAUCUGCACUUUAUCGACUCCCGUCGCAUGGGCGUCUGGGGCUGGAGCUACGGUGGCUAUACGGCUGCUCUGGCACUCGCCGGCCAGCAGGAUAUCUUCCAGUGCGGAAUAAGUGUCUCACCGGUUACCAACUGGAAGCUAUAUGACUCUACAUAUGCCGAGCGAUAUUUGAGUUUCCCCAAUGUUACGGACAACUACAAGGGCUACGAGGAGAGCGAUCUGUCCAAGUAUGUGGACAACCUACGCGAUCGUCAGUUCCUGCUCGUCCAUGGCACGGCCGAUGACAAUGUGCACGUCCAGCAAUCGAUGGUCCUGGCGCGAUCUCUGACCAGCAAGGGCGUGCUCUACAAGCAGCAGAUCUAUCCGGACGAGGGACACAGUUUGUCGGGUGUCAAGCGGCAUCUGUAUCGCUCAAUGACCGCGUUUUUCGAGGACUGUUUCAAGAAGCUGAUCGAUCAGCAGCAACAAAAUCAAACAGAUUCCAUGGAUUUCCUGGACUUUCAUAGUUUCUAUGGGCGCUAAUUUUUGAAUCCACAUCCACCCUCACAUCCUUCAGAUACGAUACCUAGGUGCCGCCGGAGUCGAAGGCCGGCCUGGGCAAUGGCGGCGAUAUGCAGCAGUAAUAAACAUAAUUUAGAGAUGGAAUAAUUCUGAUGGCAACACUCAACACGGAACGUGGGAACGAAAUGUUUAUUUGUAAAUUGCAUUAAAUGUGAUUUAUCAUUUACAAUACAAACUAAAAAACAAAAAACAAAAACCAAAAAAGAAGAAAGCACAGAGACACCGAGACACACACAGCCGGCAGGAGAAACACCCAUUAACAACUAAGUUAAAUGGCAUUUUGUUGAAAAUUAAUAAGCAAUGAAGAACACUACUACGAAAUCAAGAAAAGGAAAAAUGUCCGGUGCUGAGCAGUGGCUAAAAGUGAAAACUAAGUGGAAAGCAGAGCCCAGGCAAAAAGCAGAACACGAAAAGGCCAAGCCAGUGUGCCCAUAAAAGCGGAAACAAAAUACGAAUGUGUAAAGGAGCAAAAUCAACAUGGUUGUGAAAACAUAACUUACACACAGAGGCACAGAACCAGACCAGAAACAGACACAGAUAAAAACAUGCAUACACACACACACAUACACUCGCACACCAAUCUACACUCCCACAAGCGUAGAAGAGUGGGAGGCGAACGAGAACCACACAACGCGGCGCGCACAAAGGUAGGCAAUAAAAAAUUACGCAUGCGGCUUUUCUCUGGUGACAGGUGUGACAUUUUAAUGCCCUUGCAGAGGGUAUUACCAUUUCGAGUGAAAUUUCAAUAACGGAUAUUCAUACUAGAGAUAUAUUCGUGAUUCAUGUGACCCUUUAACUGUUUAUUUUCUUCUUUGGAAAAUUCUCUAUAAAUUCAAAAUCUUUCUAUCGCUUGAUCUGCCAGGGUAUUGACCGCUUCGGUACUCCGAAUCUGCCUUUCUUUAUUGUUUAUUUUUUUCUUUAUUUUGCUAUAACUUAUGCAGUUUUUGCAUAAAUUUCCAAUGAAGAGCAGACAGAAAUAAAAUCGAAAAACACAUUUAUUGAAAAGGCAAACGGGAACCAGCUGAGCUCUGAGGUGGGUGGGGUGAUGGGCCUGAACGGAAAUUGCCAGCAUAAAUCAAAUUUGACAACGUUCUAAAUGACAUUUCUUGGGGUGUAGAAAAACAUUUUUAUCAUUUGCUAAAAUUGUGAAUGUCUGAUGGGUAAAGGGAGCCCAUAAAUUGUUCCUAAAUUGAUGAAACUUUGCUCAUAAUUGAAAAGAGAUUCCAAAUGAAUUAAAGUAACUGUAUUUCAGAUUAAAGAUUGUCUUCAUUUGCAUAGCUAUCUUAAGGGCACUCUUUCUCUAAUUUGAUUUCUCUUAAUCGCACAUUUUAUGAUUGCAUUUACUGCCACCCAAAAAACAAACGAAAUUAAACCGAAUAAUGUCCGAGAGAUGGUCGUCCGUGCACUGCCCCUCUCAGCUGGGGAAAAAGAGAAUGAAAAUGCGUUUGCAGUAAAGUUUAAUUAAAUCAAAUGGAAUAAAACACACAGAAACGCAACAGGCCAUAAAUAAAAAGCAUAAAUAAUUGAAGUGAAACGGCAUGUUGGACGGCAACCAGAGACGCAGAGACGCAGGCACGAGCUCUGCAUGAAAAUAAUUUCAAAUAAAAACUGAAUUGAAUUGAAUUUUCAGUAAGCAAACAAGCAAGCAAGCAAGCAGAAAAACGCAAAAUGGCCAAAGUUAAAUUAAAUUAAAGCGGAGAAAAUAUAUGAGAAAAAAACUCCAACAAAAAAAUUACGAAGCAAAUAAACAAAUUUAAUAGUUUAAAUGCAUGUAAGUAGCGCGCAAAAAUAUUUAAAAUAUUUAAUAGACAAAUUGAAUCGUUUUUGUUUUUUGUUCAUUUUUAUUGCCACAAGAACUUCGGCACACAAAACCGAAGGCAAAGCAAUGCUAAGUAAAUU
This is a messenger RNA of Drosophila obscura, 6169 nucleotides long. RefSeq lists its product as uncharacterized. Lineage: Eukaryota; Metazoa; Arthropoda; Insecta; Diptera; Drosophilidae. Gene Ontology annotation, biological process: proteolysis. The coding region runs from base 1400 to 4231 and encodes 943 amino acids. The record is from RefSeq and is a predicted model, not a curated record. The transcript has 16 exons. Gene Ontology annotation, molecular function: dipeptidyl-peptidase activity; serine-type peptidase activity.